GGGGGGCGUUGCAUUUUGCAUAGGCUUGCGUUUGUGGCAGGAGCGAGCCUUUCCUCCUGCAACCGGGGUGGGGGGGAGGUUGGUCGGUUUGGAGAGGGAGGGGGGCCCGGCAGGCUCGGGGAAAGGCUUGCGGGGGGGGGCGCUGAAGAGACCCGGCGUGGCAUGGCCGUGGCUCGGACUGGACCCUUUCUCCACCCCUCCGGUCUCCUCGCCGAAGCGAUCCGCGGAGCCCCCAUCGAUGGCGACGGAAAGGUAAUGUUGCCUGUUGCCCCAGGGCGAACUCCCCCUGUUGGUAGCUGAGUGAUCCCCCGCUGGUUCUUCCUUCAGCAUCUCUACCAGCUACGUUCUAUUGAUGGCCUGUUGUGAUUUCAAUGGAACAUCCUGGGAGGGACCUGGCACGGCGGGCACCAAUGGAAGGAGGUGCCUUUUAGCCCAAUGUACCUGGCAUGGUAAUAAAGUAAACGGGGAAAGGAAGAGAAGGUGGAGAUGGAACUGCCAAAUCAUGCCAAACAACUGCUGCUGCAACUAAACCAGCAACGAGCCAAAGGUUUCCUCUGUGAUGUGAUCAUUGUCGUCGAAAAUGCCCUCUUCCGCGCCCACAAGAAUAUCCUCGCAGCCAGCAGCAUGUACUUCAAAUCCCUCGUCCUGCACGACAACCUGAUCAACCUAGAUACCGACAUGGUCAACCCCACAGUGUUCCGGCAAAUCUUGGACUUUAUUUAUACUGGGAAGCUCUUAAUGACCGACCAGCCUGGUGAACAGAACUUCAAUGCUCUCCUCACGGCCGCAAGCUACCUCCAGCUACCCGACCUAGCUGCCCUCUGCAGAAAGAAGCUGAAACGCAAUGGGAGGUCCUUCGCUGGCAGGGCCGGCGGAGUCCCCAGCGUCGGGAGACCCCCUCGGAGUCAGAGACUUUCCACUGCUUCAGUCAUCACUCGUUAUUCAGGGUCAGCCGAGGGGCUGAAGGGCUCUCACUUGAAGGAGAUGCCAAAGGGGAAGAUCUCGGACGACGAGGUCUUCAUCAGCAGCUCCAACCAAGAGAACUCGCAUGCCUUGAGUAGGGGGAUCAGCAAGAACGGCGGAGACGGGAGCAGCAGCAGUGCGAACGGGAGCAGCGGAGACCAGGAGCUGGGCCUCGACCUGUCCAAGAAAAGCCCCUCGCUUCCCCCAGCACCAUUCCAGGACGACACGCCGCACGGCGAAAGCCAGCGUGGUUCCCCCCGACCUGCCUCAGCCCCUGCAGCCAACAGUGCCUCAUCGUUUGACGAGUCCGGAGCCGCACCCAACCUCCCUGACAACUGCGAACCGAUGGAAAUGGACUUGAGCGAAGACCGCCAGUCCCUCCCGGAAGGCAGCCAGAGGAAAAGCCUGCGCCAUUCGUCACGCAAGAAGGAGUGGCUCAAGAAAGACGGCGCCUUCGACAGGAAGGAGGGCAGCGGUGGCGGCAAAGGCAGCGAGGAGAGCGAGGGACUGCCCAACGGUAUCCUGAUGGGCCCCUUGUGCAAGUCGGCGGAGCGGAGCCUCGGCCUGGGCGCCUAUGGGUCGGAGCUGCCGUUCACCUGCAAAGAGGAUGUCGAGAACGGGAAGGAGAACAGCGACGACAGCGGGCAGAGCGAGAGCGAGAGUGGCGGGCACACUAGCGCCAACUACGUCUACCGGCAGGAAGGCUACGAGCCGGUGGCCUUUGGGGACAACCUUUAUGUCUGCAUCCCGUGCGGGAAGGGCUUCCCCAGUUCCGAGCAGCUGAACGCCCACGUGGAGAAACACACCGAGGAAGACCUGUACAUCAAGGAGGAAGGGACGUACGACGACAAAGAGGAGGAAGCGGAGGAUCUGUCCAACCCCAACCAGCCCUACACCACGGAGUCGCGGCCCUUCAAGUGCUCUGUUUGCGAGAAGAGCUACAAAGACCCGGCCACCCUCCGGCAGCACGAGAAGACUCACUGGCUGACACGGCCUUUCCCAUGCAAUAUCUGCGGCAAGAUGUUCACGCAGCGGGGCACCAUGACGCGUCACAUGCGCAGCCACUUGGGCCUCAAGCCCUUUGCUUGCGAGGAGUGCGGGAUGCGCUUUACCCGGCAGUACCGACUGACAGAGCAUAUGCGCGUCCACUCAGGGGAAAAGCCCUACGAAUGUCAGCUGUGUGGCGGGAAGUUCACCCAGCAGCGCAAUCUCAUCAGCCACCUACGAAUGCAUACCUCUCCUACAUAAAGCCAAAGACUCUGCAAUGAGCUCUGAGCCCACCCGCCAUAAACAUAUACCUUUCCCUAGACUUGCUGCUUUAAAAAAAGAAAGAAAGAAACAAAUAAGGGCCAUUUCCGUCCCUGUUCAGUCAUGGGGGGGCCUCAAACAAGCAGAGCUUUAUUUCUUUCUCUUCCCCGUCGUGUCCCCCCCCCCCAAAAAAACCUCCAAAUAUACAAAGAAAAGCCAGCCCACAAUGAAGCUGCUGUCUCUCCAUUUACGUUUUUCUCCCCCAUGCCACCCACCCACCCCUCUUUUUUUUCUUUAUUUCUUUGCCUUUUAGGUCAAGAAAUGCCACUACUCUGCUUAAGAUUGUGGGGACAUCUAGCUUAACUAUAAGCCCAGGUGUGGAGAGAAAAGGGGGGGGGUUGAGGUGCAAGAAAUUCCUUCCCGACUGAUGCUAAUUGGAAAUGACGGCCCAAAGGGGCCGAUCCUUGCGAUUGGGGUGGGGAGGAAAGACAGGCCAUAAGCUGCUUCGCAUCCCCUCACUUUCCUUUCUUAGCACUUUGGAAUUUCCGUUUCUAAAACUUGACCCAAGUAUUAUUCCCCUCCCCCCCCCAAAAAAAAUGCUGAUGGAUGUUGCGCACAGACUUUUCCGGUUCCUGUGGCUGUUUUUCCUAGCCAUGGGCCUUAAUUUCCGCCCACCCACCCCCUGCUCUCCUAACCAUUGACAUUGGUUGUUGCCCCUAAAAGCUACCGGUGGGGAGCAUUUCUUGCCACAGAGUCCAAUUUGUUUUGUUGUUAUUAUUAUCGUUAUUUGUUUUCUUUUCUCAGAAAACGCCUCAGAAUUUCUUUGAUUGGCCACAGUUGAGGAAAAAUUUGUUGGUGGCCCAGUCAGUUGGCCGCCUCUCACAUGGGGGAGAGUCUUAAUGAAUCCUCAAUAGUUUUUGCAUGCUUUCAGUCUAUGAAAGGUGGCACGUUCCCCCCCCCCCGUUAUUUUUCAGCGAUGCGAGUUCGGCCUACUUCGCCGUUGCACACCAAACAUGUACCUCUUCACCUCCAUGUUUUCGUCCUAUACCUUACUUAAAUUUACUUCAACCUUAUCCAUGACUGAAUGGGAGUCGGGUGCCCCUGGGGAAUUUACUUCAGCUGAGCAGGGGGGGUCGUCUUUUAUGUUUCUCCCCCCCACCCCCCAAAAAACCAAUCGUUCGUAUGAAUAUUCUUUGCUUAGAGGUACUUGUUUUAUUAAGAAGAAAAAAGAAAAUUGUUAAAACAUUUAUGUAAUUGUUGGAACUGGAAGGUUUUGAGGUAACUCUUAACAUAAGAGCGGGCGCAGGGAGUGGGUUUGAUAAUAGGCUGGAAUUGCUACAAGUUCCUUUAGGUACAUCUUUAUUUUGUGUGUGUGUGUGUGCGUGUGUGCGUGUUUAGCUUUUUUCUCCCUCACUAAAGAACGGGUUCGGCCCGUUCCCUUUGCUACCUCUUGAACUCAUGAGAACAAUAAGAUGGUUAGUGAAAUAUUAGGUGUGGCGUUUUGUCCCCCUGCCCCUCUUCCUCCCCCCCCCCAUCCCACCCCUUGUAAGUAAGUGUACAAAGUAGAAACUAAAUUAAAACUUUUAAGGGAUUUUUUGCCACCUCGUCCUACCCCUCAAGAAGUCCAUUUAAAAUGAGCAUUUUGAAGCAAACCUUGGCCAAAGACAAUAGGUAGAUUGCAAGCCAGAAGCCCGAGUGAAUAGUGCUGUAGGGGGGCGCUGGCUUUUCACCAAAAUUACUGAUUUUUCUGUCCGUGAGGAAACUUUUUUCUUUUCUUUAAGAGCUUCUGGGCUCUUUCCAGCUUUGUUUUAUUGCACCUGGAUGCUGUUUUUUGGGGGGUGGGGGUAAAGAAUGUCUACUGUCCGUUGCUUUCCUUAAAACAUCUGGAUUAGCAAAAAAGUGACCAUCUGACAGGAUAAGGGAACGCCGUUGUAGCAGGCGACAUUUUCCUAGGAUCCAGAGUGCAAUAAGAGAGUGUGGGAAGCCCAACCAAAGUGUUUCAUAUCCUCCCUUUUCGUUGAGGGGGUGGUGGUGAGGGAGAUUGUGGGGGGGGUGGUAUUUCCCCCCUGCUCUUUUCAUGAUGGCGGCGAUGGUCGUCGUCAGGGAAAUCUUAAAACGUACGCCACACACGAGUCGGAAAGGUCGGAAGAGCGAACGUUUCCGACAGCCUCUGUGGAAGACUUCACAGCCAACAGCUGCUAUAGGUUUUAGGAGGAGCGGACAAUAGAGUAUAUCGCUCGCCAUUUUGUGGCCCCUUGACUUUGUUGGCGUGACGUUUUGUGAAAAGCAAUGGCUUUCCCCCACCACCAUCAUUGCCCCCUAGUGUGUGGGGGGGAGUGCGGUGGUAAAACGUUUUUUGCAGUCCCUUUAGAAUCAUCCUGUCUAAAAUUGAGUAAGGUUUACAUUUUUCCCCGCUUUAACUUUCUUGCUCAAAACCAUUGUUCUCUUUAUUAUUAUUAUUAUUAUUAUUAUUAUUAUUAAUAUUAUUAUUAUUAUUAUUGGUAGGGUUCACCAAAGCCCUAUGUCUUUUUUCUUCAGAAAAGGAAAAAAAUCUUGUGUCUUUUUAAGUUUAGACCAAAAAAAGUAAAAAAAGUUGAGCAUAUUCAAAUAAAAAACAAAUAUAAGCUUUCAUUAUUAUUUUUCUCCCCCCCCCCCAAAAAAAACUUUUUUCCCCUCUUAAGAAAUAGACCAUAUAAAGUGUUUUGGGUCACUUUGAAUGACUGGAGUUCAGACCUCCAUGCAGGAAAGACUUCCAAAUAUUCCUAAUCUCUCAACUCCCAGCCAGCAAGGUCAAUAAUAUUGGGUGAUGGGAGGUGUAUUCUGGAAAUAUAUGGAGGGCCACAGAUUAAGCGCAACCAUAUUUUGUCUUGUCACGUUACAAGAAAAGGUUCCUUCCCCAUUCUGUAUAACUUUGCCUCGCGCAAUGUCGGGCUGCUUUCUAAUACCACACACCCCUUUGUUCUAGUGUCGCCAUUUUGAUAACAGAGCACUGGUGUGGAAUGAUUAGUUCCUAAGACCACCCACCAAAAAUAUUAAUAAUCAAAAGAUGCAUUUCUUUUCCUUUUGUUCUAUUAAAAAAACAAAACACUACCGUUGGGUUGGAUACAGACUUAAGUCCUAUGGGCCUACUGACCUCAGUAGGACUAAGUCUGGAUUCAAUCUGCAGUCUGCUUUGUGGGAGGCGAUGAAAAAAAACACCAAAAUAAUGUAGCCUGUAAAUCUUCACCUUCAACCCUGUAGGAAACUUGGGAGUUCAGAGCGGGGAGAGGCUCUGAACUCUUUUAACAUCCCUUCUUGUGCUCCAAGCUGCUCACACACAUACAUGAAAUUAAAAGGAAGGUCUUUGCUGACUCCAUAAUAAAGACCCACUAGAGGUUAAUGGAUUGCAGCGCCCCUAUGUAAUAGACCAGACCUAGUUGUGUUGCAGGUGUUAGAUUAUAUGAGAUCUGUACUGCACAGCCACCAUAGAUGUUCAACAUAGAGACAUCCGUGGUGGAUUUGGUGCACAUGCCUUGCCAAAGCCAGAAAAAAGCUCUAAGCCAACACCUGUGAAUUAAUACUUUGAGGGACAUAAGGCCUCGAUCGGCGGGGUUGUUCCCACCGCCCAGGAGCCAAAGGGCACAGGUGUUGGUUUUUAUUUUAUUUUAUUUUUGAACAGCGCAAACCGACAGGGCUCGGGUCUUCCCCCGCUACCUUCCUUCUCACGUUAUCCAGGACCCUUUCCCCACACUUUCUUCUCUUGAGAUGCCCUUGGAACCAAGUCCUGAGCCAGUAAUCUGGUAUCUGAAGCCAAGAGUUGAGAUUCACUCUGCUUUAUUCCUACCUCACCCUCCAAAAAAAAAAAGCAGAAUGCCUAACUCUUUCUCGCCACACACACCCUGCUUUUCCUGUUGCAGUUACAAAGCAACAGCGGUUCUCUCCAUUCCACGCCACAGUUUGUGUGAAGGUUUUCCUCUUCCCCACCCAGCGCACUUUCCUUUCAACUGGCAACGACUACGAUUAAAAAUAGCAUUAGUGCGGCCACGGCAUCGCCCUGGUGGUCAAGACUCGUCCGAGGCACGACAGUCAGACUUUUUUGCUGAGCCAAAGGAGCAAGUGAAUUUUGAGCGGCUCCUUAACCAAGUCCUUUGUAGCACCCAUUCCCGCUUUGUGACACUUUUUUACCACUACUUUUUUUCCUUUCCGGUGGCCAAGAUGUGCGCUUAAAAGUAUUCUCUGUGGGAGGCUGGUGCUGCAGGGAAUUGCAUCUUUUGUCUGGUUGUAUACAUAGCAAGUUGCUGUUUGGUUAUUAAAUAUCCUCCUGUAGUUAUCCAAAGAGGAGCUCAAGAGUUGUGGAGAGCAAACUAUCCUAUGAUCCCGCAAAAAAAAUGUCUUUCAUCCAGUAGUUGUUGGGGGUGGGCGAGGGUAGAGGUGUUAGGCUUGAUUUGGGUUUCGUUUUGCUAAUGGUUUGAAAUUUUGGGAUCUUGGAAGUUUCAGGACCCAUUUGUUGUUGGGUGUGUGUCCCCCCUCUUGUUCAUUAAUUAUUGUUAAAGGAGCCUCCUUUUUAUUUUAUUUUUUAUUUCUUCCCCUCAGCACUUAACAUGACAAAAAGUCUGUGUACAGCGUGAGUAUUGUACAAAAAUGGGGGGAAAGUUUCUCCUUUUUCUUUCCCCCCCUUCAUCCCCCCUUUUUUCCAAAAGUAGUUGUAUAGAGUUGUGUUCCAUAUAAUACCGAAUGAUGACUUCUUUCCAAAUUGUGACAAUAAUAAUGAAAAAAAAAACCGAAUAAUACUCAAAACUUCAGGGACUGUUCAGGAC
Messenger RNA from Zootoca vivipara (common lizard), 7007 nucleotides. It is a transcript of the gene HIC2, whose product is annotated as HIC ZBTB transcriptional repressor 2. Gene Ontology annotation, molecular function: DNA-binding transcription factor activity, RNA polymerase II-specific; protein binding. Gene Ontology annotation, biological process: regulation of transcription by RNA polymerase II. NCBI's taxonomy places the organism in Eukaryota, Metazoa, Chordata, Lepidosauria, Squamata, Lacertidae. Gene Ontology annotation, cellular component: nucleus. The record is from RefSeq and is a predicted model, not a curated record.